Molecule: messenger RNA, 2434 nt
Organism: Malania oleifera
Lineage: Eukaryota; Viridiplantae; Streptophyta; Magnoliopsida; Santalales; Ximeniaceae
Exons: 1
Coding region: 44-2242 (732 amino acids)
Biological process (GO): meristem maintenance; meristem development
Source: RefSeq, a predicted model, not a curated record
GAAGCUGAAACGACCCGAAGUUUUUGACGCUCAAGCCUCAACAAUGGCGGAACCGCCGGACACUCUCAUCGAAGAGAGAGAAGAGCUCAUGGUUUCACCCAGCGGUGGAGACCCAACUCUCAGAAUUGCCCACUUUCUCAAACCCUCCGUUGAUGGAUCAGUUCCAGAGCUCCUUCCACAAUUUCUCUCCGCGUCAGGAAUUUCCCUUUCCGAGCCCCGAAAAUAUCAUCCGAAGGUGGAUUUCAAUGGGUGGCGCCUCCAGCCGAGGAAAUGGGAAAUAUGGGUAGACCGCAUGUGUUCUCUGCACCAAUCGACCUGGAAAAGAGCCGCCAUUUACGAAGCAAUUUUGGGUUCUAAUUGCGAUAUCCUGAGAUGCGACGAUUUGGUUUUUGGGGUUGCAGAGAAGUGGUGCCCUCUGACCAAUACCUUUGUCUUUCCUUGGGGAGAAGCCACCAUUACCCUCGAAGACGUCAUCGUUUUGGGGGGAUACUCUGUUUUGGGCGACCCUGUUUCGAGAACCACGGAAUUCGAGGAAAUAGAGAGAAAGUUGAUCGAAGCAAGGAGAGAAUUGUUAAGAUCUAGAUCUAAGAAGGCCACUCAGAGUGGAUGGUUAAAGCUCUUCACCGAGAGGGAGAGAGAAUUCGAGCACGAGGCGUUCAUUUCUCUGUGGCUGUCAAGGUUUGUUUUUCCCGGAUUCCCAAAGGAUUCAGUUCCCGAAUAUGUCUUCCCAAUUGCAAUUCAUCUCGCGAGAGGCACCCGUCUUGCACUUGCACCUUUUGUUCUUGCAACCCUUUACAGAGAUUUGAGUUUGUUGAAAGGAAGCAUCAGUGAUGCUGCAAAGAGUGAUAGUGAUAAUUUUAGUUUAUCAGUUGCACUUUGGGCGCCAUUGCAGCUGGUUCAAGUUUGGGCCUGGGAGAGGUUUCCAAUAUUGCGUCCAAUGCCGAAUGCGAUCGAACGCGGGAAACCCAGAUUGGCAAGGUGGGAUAAAGUUACGCGGUCUGAAGUUGGGGAUGUGAGGUUGGCUCUGGAUUGUGCCAGAGAGAGUUUUCUGUGGAGGCCCUAUGCAACCAAGGUGAUGAAUUGGUCAUUGCCUGAGUUUUACAGAGAAAAGGAAGAGUGGGUGUUGAUUGAUGACAACUUGGAUGAAGAAUUGCAGUCUUUGUGUAGAUGCUUGAGGGUGUCCGAGCUGGUUGGACUAAACUCCAUAGAGCAGUACCUCCCUCAUAGAGUGGCUAUGCAGUUUGGGUUGGAUCAGGAUCUUCCAAUUCAUGUUACUCGAUUCAAUGACAGCCCUGAAAUCACUUGGACUAGUUACAGCAAGCUGGUUGGAGGUGCAAAGUUAUAUGUUCCCCCACGACUCUUCGAAUCAGAUGUUACUACUCGAUACUUAGAAUGGUGGAAGGGAUCGUUUGCAACUCAGAAUGUUGCAAACAAUGGCUUCAUGAGGCUGAACAUAAGUUUGAAUUGUCGGAAUAGGUCUCCUAUGAAAUCAAAGACGGUGAAAUUAGAGUAUCCCAUUGUUAAGGAAGAAACAGAUGACCAUACAGGUGUUUCUCCUGGCUUUUCCCCGGAAUCUAAGAUGGCAAAAGUAAAGUACUUCAUUGAUGAACAAAAAGAUGACCGUUUAGAUGUUCUUGGUGUAUCCCCAAAAUCUAAGGUGGCAAAAGUAAAGUGUUCCAUUGAUGAGCAAAAAGAUGACCUUCUAAAUGUUCCUGCUCGUUUCUCUCGAAAAUCUAAGAGGAUGGAAGCAGAGGAAUCUAUUGGGAAAAAUGAAUCGACACUUGUAGAAAAGUUGGACGACGAAGAGGGUCAUAUUAAGGAAGAUCGACUCACAGUUGCAGAACUUCUGAAAUAUAAUUACAGGCAUAAGCGCGUUGGAAAUGGACAGGGUGGCAAUAAACAUUCAGCAAGUGCUUGCUCUCCGAGCAGUUGGUUAUCUUCUUCUAGUAGACUUGCUAGAAGCGUUGCUAGGAGGACAAAGCCACUGAUGAAAUCAGUAGAAGAAAUUAUUAGGAGUGAAGUUGCAAUAGGGGGAGCAGAUAGUGCCGUGGAAGAUGCAUGUGAAGCAGACAAUUUGGUCCAUAAUAUUUUGAGUAAUAAUGGCAAAGAAGAAGAAAAUGGCAGCUGCAUUGUGCUUGAGAAACCAGGAUUGGAACUUGAAGCUCGGAUUAGCAAGCUUGAGAAAAUAGUUUCCAGCCUGAAAGCAAGAGCUUGCGAUAGGUUUGAGAGAAAUCUUCUCUGACAUUCUAGCUGAUCCAUAAAAGUUCCUCUCCAGUUUCCCGUUUUGUUGGAAACUUCAUCAUGUUUGACCCCUUUGAAGUUAAGAAUUUCUUGGUAGAAUUGUUGUACUUAUGGCUAAUGGGUUAUUUUCCACAAUGGCUGAUUGCAAGAUUAGGUAAGUCAUAUAUGUAAAUUAGGCCUGCAAUUAAUUUAU